This is a messenger RNA of Suncus etruscus (white-toothed pygmy shrew), 654 nucleotides long. It is a transcript of the gene CLDN9, whose product is annotated as claudin 9. Gene Ontology annotation, biological process: cell adhesion; bicellular tight junction assembly. Gene Ontology annotation, cellular component: plasma membrane; bicellular tight junction. Lineage: Eukaryota; Metazoa; Chordata; Mammalia; Eulipotyphla; Soricidae. Bases 1 to 654 code for a protein of 217 amino acids. Gene Ontology annotation, molecular function: structural molecule activity. The transcript has a single exon. The record is from RefSeq and is a predicted model, not a curated record.
AUGGCUUCCACAGGCCUGGAGCUCCUGGGCAUGAGCCUGGCCGUGCUGGGCUGGCUGGGGACCCUGGUGUCUUGUGCCCUGCCCCUGUGGAAGGUGACGGCCUUCAUCGGCAGCAGCAUCGUGGUGGCACAGGUGGUGUGGGAGGGCCUGUGGAUGUCGUGCGUGGUGCAGAGCACGGGCCAGAUGCAGUGCAAGGUCUAUGACUCGCUGCUGGCACUGCCCCAGGACCUGCAGGCUGCUCGGGCGCUCUGUGUGGUGGCCCUGCUGCUCGCCCUGCUGGGUCUGCUGGUGGCCAUCACGGGCGCGCAGUGCACCACAUGCGUGGAGGACGAGGGGGCCAAGGCCCGCAUAGUGCUGACGGCAGGCGCGGUGCUGCUGAUCGCCGGCGUGCUGGUGCUCAUCCCGGUGUGCUGGACGGCGCACGCCAUCAUCCAGGACUUCUACAACCCGCUGGUGGCCGAGGCUCUCAAGCGCGAACUGGGGGCCUCCCUCUACCUGGGCUGGGCAGCCGCUGCACUGCUCAUGCUAGGUGGGGGGCUCCUCUGCUGCUCCUGCCCCCCACCCCAGAUCCACCAGCCACGGGGCCCAAGGCUGGGCUACUCCAUUCCCUCCCGCUCUGGCGCCUCGGGCCUGGACAAGAGGGACUAUGUGUGA